Molecule: messenger RNA, 1167 nt
Organism: Trematosphaeria pertusa
Lineage: Eukaryota; Fungi; Ascomycota; Dothideomycetes; Pleosporales; Trematosphaeriaceae
Product: Inosine/uridine-preferring nucleoside hydrolase
Exons: 6
Coding region: 1-1167 (388 amino acids)
Biological process (GO): purine nucleoside catabolic process
Cellular component (GO): cytosol
Molecular function (GO): purine nucleosidase activity
Source: RefSeq, a predicted model, not a curated record
AUGGCACCAGAUAGUAGCACCGACAAGAUCCCUCUUUGGCUCGAUUGCGAUCCAGGGCACGAUGAUGCCUACGCUCUCUUGCUUGCUGCCCACGAUCCGCGCGUCGAUCUCCUAGGCGUCACGACCGUCCAUGGCAAUGCUUCCCUCGAGCAAACAACGUUCAAUGCCAGAGGCAUGCUGGAGGCCUUGGGAAAGCGCAAUAUUCACGUCUAUCCGGGCGCGGCGAAGCCAAUCGUACGCGAAGCUGUCCACGCCGCCGAUAUUCAUGGUGAAUCUGGCUUGGACGGCGUUACAUUGCUCCCACAGCCCAUUGAACCGGCGGUGACCGAUGUCGACUAUCUGGAAGCGAUGUACAAGGCCUUGAUUGGUACACCACCGGAGACUGCCUGGUUAGUGUCAACUGGGACAUUGACCAAUAUCGGUUUGCUCUUCCAAAAGUACACGGACCUAGCCGGACACUUGAAAGGUCUGAGUAUAAUGGGUGGUGCGGUCGGCGGCGGCUUCACGAACGCUCCAAUGGGCAAGGUCAAAGACGAAGGAGAACGCUUCGGCAAUUGGACUGCUUAUGCAGAGUUCAACAUAUACUGCGAUCCCGAAGCGUCCCAUUUCAUCUUCUCCCAUCCUGUCCUCAGAGCGAAGACGACCCUAAUACCACUCGAUCUCAGCCAUCAAGUUCUCGGAACCAAGACGGUCCGCCAUACGCUGCUAUAUGGCUCCGAGCAACCUCUAGACGCUUCGACCGCAAACACCGAGCAAACACCAUCCCCUCUCCGCGCCCUGUUCACACAGAUCAUGUCUUUCUUUGCCGGUACAUACGCCGAGGUCUUUUCAAUUACCGAAGGGCCGCCGCUACACGACCCGCUGGCAGUCUCCGCGGCUAUCGAUCCAGAAUUCUUCGACGACAACGGAGGCGAGCGCUUCCGGGUAGACAUCGUAACCGAAGGCGUCCAUUCCGUCAAUCAGUUACAAGUGGGGGAGCUAGGAAGGACAAAGGUGACCAAGUUGCCACCUGGCGAAGGUGGCUGCAGAAUACCAAGAGGCGUCGAUCUAGAAAAGUUUUGGGGGAGCAUCGAGAGUUGCCUUAAACGCGCCGACUCAGUCAGUCCCAUGCCGAAGAUAUCUCGCGAAGAGCUGGUAAAGCAUGGGGUCUUCGUAGGCCUAGAAUGA